Molecule: messenger RNA, 543 nt
Organism: Colletotrichum truncatum
Lineage: Eukaryota; Fungi; Ascomycota; Sordariomycetes; Glomerellales; Glomerellaceae
Source: RefSeq, a predicted model, not a curated record
AUGCGUUAUACUCAGCUAUUUCUCUCAUUUUUCCUCUUGUUCACCUUCGUUGUCGCUCUGCCUACGCCGGCACCUGUGGAAGCCCUCGUUGAGCGAGCCAGUAACAAAAAGGGGAGUACCAACACAGGCGGAAAGAAGAAUGCCAAGGCUGAGGCCGCUGGCAUCGAUAAAAACAUUGCUAUUCAAAAGCAGGAGAAGCAGGACGCCAAGAACGUGGCAAAGGCCGAGGGGACUAAGAACUUUGACAAGGCCAAGGGCAAGCUCGUCGGCACCGUCAAAUCCGGCGAGAAAGUCCGCGAGCAGAAUCAAGCGAAAGCCGACAAGAGCAACAAGCAGCUCACUGAUGGUCUGAAGAAGGUCCAAGGUGCGCAGGCUACAGAGGAGAAGCAAGCCAAGAGCUUGAAAGGCAACAACUCUGCGUCCGAUAAGAAAACCCUCAAAACCCUUCAGGGUGAGUUUGAUAAGGGCAUCAAGGUGAACGAGGGCAACAAGAAGGCUGCUCUUAACGGUGGCAAGAGCAACAAGGGCAAAAAGGGCAACUAG